AAGCUAAUGAAUAAAUUAUGUAACAAAGGAGGAAGCAACCAGAAUUUCCAUAAAAACUGUCACAUGCAGUGACAUGUAAACCAGGUAAACCAUGUGAUGCACACUAUUUAGGGGAGGGAAGAGAAAAAGCCAUAACAAAAUAUUUACAACACCAGAGAGUUGGAUUAACUCCCAUUCAAAAUCAAAGAGACAAAACUUGACACUGCUUGAUGAAGACGUGCAGUUUUGUCCGAGAUAAAUUAACUGAAUGGAACCUCAGCCAGUUCAUCCAAAGGUUUGAAGAUGAAGGUAUUGGCAAGGAGAGGUUCUUAAGUCUUGGAAAUUCAGACAGCCUCAAUAUGUUGAUUCCCAAGAUUGGACCAUGAGUGAGAUUCAGAAUGAGACUCAGGGAACACAUACAGGGUCUUAAUCAAAGUUACAGUGACAAUGAAGAGAUGAUGGACACUGACACACCUUCAGAUCAAGAAGAUUGCGGUGAAACGGACUCAACACUUUUUUCCUGGUUGGGACAGUCUUCAACAACAGGCACAGAUCGUGGCAGUGACGUAUUGACAUGUCAUUCUAGUGAUGAUCCAGUCUAUCCUGGUGCAACAGUAAGUCAAAGACAGGGCAUACUGGCUGCCAUACUGUUCACCCUGCGUCAUCAUCUUACAGAAACUAUGAAGUGUGACCUAAUGGCUUUGGUCCAUUUUCUCAUCCCUAACCUGUCUGAUGCAUCUAAGAGUCUCUUUGAUAAGAUUCCUGGCAUAUCUAUCGAGUUUUACUGCAAAACCUGUCAAAACUACAUGGGGAAAAUCCCACUGAUGCUCCUUGUAUAAAAUAUGGCACAAUGUUCAACAGAGAAGCCAGUUUGAAAAGUAUGAGCUUCUUCAUGUUUACAUCACUGAAAGACCUCUUGAAAGACAUCCUUAAGUACCAUGGCACUAAGCUGCUCCCGAAAACUAUCAACCAUGGGCAAGAUAUUAAGGAUGUUAUGGAUGGUAGGAUGUACCAGAAUCUGCUUAAACAAAAAAUACUGGCUGCUGAUGACCUUACGCUGUCAUGGAAUUGUGAUGGUUUCCACAUUUACCCAGAUAGACAGUUCUACUCAGUUUGGUCUCUGCAGUUUAGUAUCAAUGAACUUCCUUAUACUUUAAGAAAGGAAAAUGUGGCAGUUGCAGGACUUUGGUUUGGUUCGAAACAUCCUGAGAUGAAAGCAUUUCUUAAACCUUUCGUAGAUGAAUGCUGUGAUUUAGCUCAAAAUCCGUUCCACUGGAUGGACAGCAAUGGCUCUGUUCACUCCUCAAAAGUCUUCGCCGUGAUUUGCUCCUCCGAUGCAGAGGCAAGGCCACUCCUUCGAAACUGCAAGAAAUUUAAUGGUGAGCACGGUUGUGACUGGUGUUUACAUCCGGGUACAACAGUUAAAAAGGGUUCAGGAUCUAUGAGAUCCUACACAUAUGAUAAAGAAAAGCGAAGGGCACGAUCAGAUGAAAUGUUCAGACAUAAUGCAGAAACUGCAGACCACACAGGAGAGCCCAACAAUGGAGUAAAAGGACAUAGUUUGCUCUCUAAUAUUCCAAAGUUUGACAUGGUUUUUGGAUUUAUCCCAGAGUACAUGCACUCAGUUCUUCUUGGUGUGACCAGACAGCUGAUGUCUCUGUGGUUGGAUCCAAGUAAUUCUGCAAAGCCUUGGUUUGUAGGUGAACAGAUUUCAGAAAUGGACCGCUGUCUUCUUGGUCUAAAGCCACCAGUGGAAAUUUCCGAAUCUCCACGCUCCCUGAAGUGUAGGGACAGUUGGAAAGCAUCUGAGUGGCGAGCGUUCCUUUUGUUUUAUGUCAUACACGUCCUACCACGUUUCUUGUCGGGCAAGUUUCUUGAACAUUUUUUUCUCUUGUCAUUUAGUAUUCACAUUCUACUACAAGAAUCAAUAUCCCAAGAUGACCUUCAGUUGGCCCAUGACUACUUGGUGCACUUUGUUGUAAACAUGAAAGUACUUUAUGGUGAAGAAAACGUAUCCUUUAACUGUCAUCAGUUAAUCCACUUAUCUAAAAGUGUACUAAACUGGGGCCCUCUCUGGGCUACAUCAGCAUUCAGUUUUGAGAGAAACAACGGAGCUUUACGGUCUCUGCUUAGAACCAUUAAUUACAACGCAAAACACGUUACUGAGAAGUUCCACACAUGGCAACACAUACCCAGACACAUUAGUUCUUUAGUUUAUAACCAUUGUUCAGAUUUUAGCAGUUUAUUAACCAAGAUGUCACCAGGGAAUGAUGGCAGCAGCUCUUUCAAACCCUUAGGAGAAGCACAUCUCCUGGAUCUAAAAGAAUCCAUAAAACUGAUGCUAGAAAGACUCUUUAAUCGACCAGUUUUUGCCAAAUCAGUGGAAACUUAUGAUAAAUUCACUUACAGCCACACUGUUUAUCACUCUACAAACUUUGAAAAGUCUGACAAAACAGACUGUGUUAUUGAACUUACAAAUGGGUCCUAUGGAGAAAUACACAUGUUGUUGCUUUUGAAAGAGAACUGUAUGUGCACAUCCAGCUGUGUGUGCCAGGUCAUUCCAGUCAUUGUGGUAAACAUGUAUGUCACCAAACCUGUGGAACUGUUUGGACAAACUGUUCCCUGUAGACCAUCGAAGACUGUGUUUGUGACAGCUGAGAGCACAGGACAGCUCAAAGCUUUCUUCUUAGAGAACAUCAGAUGCAAACGUAUGUAUGUAAAUGGCUUGCUUGUGCCUGUACCAAACACACAUGAGAGAUAUUAGAGUCACCGCAGCUAAAGGACAUGUAAAUACAGAAGAGCUGUGGGGAAAAAUGACACAAAUGAUGUGAAAGGUGAAUAAAAUUCUGAAGUUUUCCUGGUUGUAAUAGUUGAGGUACUGUUAUAUUUAUUGUAAAAAUGUAAAUAUUAUCUUGGCUUCACUCUACCAUGUAUGGCACAAGGUCAUUUGUGCAGGAUUAUUUGCAUUUAUGGGUAUAUUUUGUAUCAGUGCAUUUGUAAUUAAAUAAAUAAGAAAGAAGUUGUCAA
Sphaeramia orbicularis (orbiculate cardinalfish) is the source of this 3006-nucleotide messenger RNA. RefSeq lists its product as uncharacterized. Bases 830 to 2743 code for a protein of 637 amino acids. The transcript has 6 exons. The record is from RefSeq and is a predicted model, not a curated record. NCBI's taxonomy places the organism in Eukaryota, Metazoa, Chordata, Actinopteri, Kurtiformes, Apogonidae.